Messenger RNA from Neoarthrinium moseri, 1266 nucleotides. RefSeq lists its product as uncharacterized. Lineage: Eukaryota; Fungi; Ascomycota; Sordariomycetes; Amphisphaeriales; Apiosporaceae. Gene Ontology annotation, molecular function: carbohydrate:proton symporter activity. The coding region runs from base 1 to 1266 and encodes 421 amino acids. Gene Ontology annotation, biological process: transmembrane transport; carbohydrate transport. The transcript has 6 exons. Gene Ontology annotation, cellular component: membrane. The record is from RefSeq and is a predicted model, not a curated record.
AUGAACAGCCUUCCGCUCCUCGGGAAAUUAUCCGGGACCGUCAUUGUAGGCCCUAACACCGAGAAGCUGGGCCAUAAGUGGACGAUGUUUGUCACAUGCUGUAUCCAAAUCAUUGGUGCUAUCAUUCAAGUAACUAGCCACAAUGUGCCGCAAUUCACGAUUGGGUGUUUCCUUGUUAAUCUUGUUGUAGCCCUGGUCGAGAACGUUGUCCCAACUUACCAGUCAGAGAUCGCACCCGCGCCCCUGCGCGGUUUCUUCGUCGGAUCUAUUCAGCUCUGUCUUUCCUUUGGCUCUCUUAUUGCAGGCGUGGUCAACGAAGCCAUGUCGUCAAAAUUCGAUGACAUGGGCUGGCGGGUAUCCACAGCGUUGCAGGCCUUGCCCGCCGUCGUCAUCAUCUGUCUGUUUUACUUCACUCCUAACUCACCCAGAUGGCUGGUCUUCAAUGACCGCUCUGAUGAAGCCCUCGCGAUACUGAAAAGAGUCCGCGCGAAGAGAGACAGAGAUCUUGGAAUCCCUGAACUCGAGAUUGCCGCUAUGAGAAAAGAUGGCUCCUCUGGGAAAAGGGAGAAGGGGCCCUGGAUUGAUUUAAUCAAAGGUACUAACAGACGACGUCUUGCUAUUGCCUGUGGCAUCAUGUCGUUCCAACAACUUACGGGCGUUACGUUCAGCUCAUCUUACGGGCCUACUUUUUACAAGUCUGUCGGCUUGGGUGCCAAUGCUUUUGUCUAUGCUGUCAUCAACAAUGCCGUGUCGGUUGUGACCGCCUUGAUGGUCAUGAUUCUAAUGGACACGAAGUCAAACCCAACCAUGAGCGACAGCAAUGGUGUCGUCGCAGGCAUGAUUCUCUAUAACGCAAUUCUUUACAUGACUUUGGGCCCCGGAGCGUAUAUCACUGUUGCCGAGAUCGGCACACAAACCCUUCGUGAGAAGACCAUGGCAGUCUCCACCGCGGUAAACGGUGUCGUUGGAUUCGUCGUUGUUUUCGUUACACCGUACCUCCUAACGGAAAUUGGGGCUGGUCUUGGGUAUAUCUGGGGCGGCUUUGCCUUUCUUUGUUCUAUUUGGGUGUGGUUUGUCAUGCCCGAGCUCAAGGGGCGAAGUUUGGAAGAGAUUGAGCAAUUAUUUGAAAAUAAAAUGCCAGCAUGGAGGUUCCAUAAACACGAAACAGAAGGGCUCAGUCACGAUUUGGCCGCUUUAGAAAGUGGAAAGGCUACGGCAAAACAGCUGGAGGAAAUUGAGGUGGCAGCCAAGGUUGACGAUGUUUGA